Messenger RNA from Syngnathus acus (greater pipefish), 2151 nucleotides. Its product is annotated as ankyrin repeat and SOCS box protein 2-like. Gene Ontology annotation, biological process: intracellular signal transduction. Gene Ontology annotation, molecular function: protein binding. Bases 261 to 2030 code for a protein of 589 amino acids. Gene Ontology annotation, cellular component: nucleus; cytoplasm. NCBI's taxonomy places the organism in Eukaryota, Metazoa, Chordata, Actinopteri, Syngnathiformes, Syngnathidae. The record is from RefSeq and is a predicted model, not a curated record. The transcript has 10 exons.
AGCUGCAAAUAGACACGCUUGAAGUUCUUGUUUAUGUCACUUCCAGUUUUGUCGCAGGAAGCGUAUUUCACAAAUGCUUUUGCAGACAUAAUUGUGAAACUCAAAUGUGCAUGACGGGCGCUGAUUCAUCACAGGAACUUUUUAAUAUUGUCUCCUGCUCGUGCAAGUAGAAGCUACUCUGAGUGAUCGCUGGCACUGAGGACAUAACCUCACAUCAGCUUUCCCUGUGGAGCAGCAAAUGUGAGCAAACUCAGUUCAACAUGUCCUUAAAAGUUUGUAGGCAAACCGUCAGGACACAUUGGAUGUGGGACUGGACCUCUGGGAUGAUUGCAGUCAACAGAUGUGGGUCUCUAUAUCAGAGACUGGACCUGGAAGGCAAAAACGGGCUGGCUGUUGACCUUUUCCCUACAUCAGGAAACACUGUACACAGGGAUGUUAACCCAGUGGUCCUGGCAAUCCAAGUGGGGGAUGUAGAGGCUGUUAAGAAAGAGGCAGCAUCUUCUCCUCACAGUCUGAUAAGGGAGAACAAAGAAGGCUGGAUCCCUUUGCAUCAUGCAGCCUUCAAUGGACAGCUUGAAUGCUUGAAGACCUUACUGAAAGCACAUCCAAGUUCUGCAGACAAACGCACCCUGCAGGAACAGACAGGGUUGCUGCUUGCCGUCUCUGGUGAACAUUUGUCGUGUGUGACGUGUCUGCUGGAGGCUGGAGCUGAUCCUGACAUCAGCAACAAGAACAAAGAAACCCCUUUGUACACAGCCUGCAGGUUGGACAAUGUGGACAUGGUGAGGCUCAUCCUCUCCUUUGGGGCCUCCGUGAAUCAGCGGUGCGCUCAGGGAUGGACAGCCCUCCACGAGGCCGUAUCAAGGAACAACAUAGCAACAUGUGACAUUCUCAUUGGAGCUGGAGCCACUGCUAACCCCUCCAACACGUACAGCAUCACGCCACUCAUUGUAGCAGCUCAAACGGGACGUUUAGAAGCACUGAAUUACCUCAUCGGAAAAGGCGCUGAUGUAAACAUGCAGACUUGUGAUGGUGUCACAGCGUUGCACGAAGCAAGUAAAAAUGGCCACAAAGAAAUAGUGGCGGUGUUGUUGUCCAAAAAUGCAGAUGCAAAUAAGAUGGCUAACUCAGGAUUACUCCCUCUACAUGUUGCAGUUCAACAUGGACACCGAGAGGUGGUGUCCCUGCUUGUCCCUGUGACUAGUCGCACUCGGCUUCGGCACAGCGCCAUCGGCCCUCUGCACCUGGCAGCCGAGCACAACAGGCCGCAAGUGGCAGCUGUGCUCCUUAAAGCAGGCGUGGACGUAAACGCCACGCUAGCCCCCGCUCGCUCGGCCCGCUACGUCGACGGACGGGCGACGGCCCUCUGCUUCGCCGUCGCCAACGGCAGCGUCGAGACAACCGAGGUCCUCCUUAACGCCGGCGCUGCCACUGGCCUGGACCCGGUUAGUCCUCUGCUGUUGGCCGUGCAGAGAGGCAGCAUGAGGACCGUGUCCCUGCUCCUGCAGAAAGGAGCUGACAUCAACGCCAAAAUCCCGUCUUGGGCUACGACGUUCCCUGCGGUUGUUGCGCUCUGUAUGGACAAUCUGCCUCUACUCAAGUGUCUUCUGGACAAUGGCUGUGAUGCCCUUUCCUGCUUCUCCUGCUCAUACGGCAGAGGUCCUCAUCCAGAACAAGCCCACAUGAGAAGUCUUGGCACUGUAUUUCCCUUCAACUGCAAUGGACCAGCACAUGAAGCAACACAGUUCUGUCAAUGGAUUUCAACACCAACAAUGAGCCAAUGGGCCGGACCCAUCAUAGACUUGCUGCUGGAGCACGUCGCUCAUGUUCAGCUGUGCAGCAAACUCACUCAACUCUUAGAGAGCCGCCACGAAUGGGUCGCCGUCAGGAGGAAGUCACUGUCACCUCGUCUACUGCGUCAUCUUUGCAGACUGAGUAUUCGAAGCCAAGUGGGCCCACACAGACUGCAAUCCCUCUCGAGUUUACCUCUACCAGGAAGACUGAUCACAUACCUCACUGUGAUGGACUGAUGAUGUUAAGAUGACAUCUGGCAUCUCAGCCAUUAAAUACAUUUCGAUUUGUAUGUCUUUUUUUAAACCUAAUAUAUCUCGUCUGUAUAUGUGUAUUUAUAAACUCUGUGAUGUGACUUUC